Messenger RNA from Candidozyma pseudohaemuli, 906 nucleotides. It is a transcript of the gene RBE1, whose product is annotated as sterol-binding protein. The transcript has a single exon. Gene Ontology annotation, cellular component: extracellular region. Bases 1 to 906 code for a protein of 301 amino acids. NCBI's taxonomy places the organism in Eukaryota, Fungi, Ascomycota, Pichiomycetes, Serinales, Metschnikowiaceae. The record is from RefSeq and is a predicted model, not a curated record.
AUGAAAUUCGCCACUCUCCUUUUGGCCGCCUCGGCCCACGCUGCCACCAUCACUAGAUGGCACACCUCCUGGAACAUCGUCACCUCGCUGUACGACACCACCACCAUCAGCACGCUACCACCCACCACCGUGGUGAUCGACACCGAUGGCCAGACCAUCUACCCAACUUCCACCGCUCCUUCGACCCCAACAACCCCACCUACCGUGGAAUUCGAGCCAACUUCGUCGGCCCCAACUACGUCGUCGACACCAACUACAUCGUCGACGCCAACUACAUCUUCAACUCCAACCACGAGUUCGCAGUCAUCAACAAUCGCUACUGUUCCAACAGACACUACCUCCAGCGCGGCCUCCAGCGCCACCUGGACACCAACCACCAUGUCUACCGCGCUCUCGUCCUCCUCCUCGUCCUCUGCAUCCAGCACCAGCAGCAGUGCUACCCCAAGCGCGGGUCUCAACGAGUUCCAGCAGGACAUCUUGGACGAGACCAACAAAAAGAGAGCCCUCCACUCUGCUCCAUCCGUCGCCUGGAACUGGACCUUGACCGAGUUUGCUACGGAAUACGCCAAGAAGUUCGACUGUAACAACGUCGAAUUGAUCCACUCGGGCGGUCCUUACGGUGAGAACUUGGCUGCUGGUUACGUUGGCGGCAAGGACCCCGUUGACGCCUGGUACGACGAGAUCAAGGACUACGACUACCUGAACCCAGGCUACUCCGAGGCCACGGGCCACUUCACCCAGCUCAUCUGGAAAGACUCCACCCAGAUGGGUUGCGCCAAGGUGACUUGCGACAACAUCUGGCGCCAGUACACUAUCUGUGAGUACUCCCCUAGAGGCAACGUUGUGGGCACCACCCAGCUGUUGACCGAAAAAUUCUUUUCUUCUAACGUUUUGCCUUUGGCUUAG